This is a messenger RNA of Sinocyclocheilus grahami, 4033 nucleotides long. RefSeq names its product low-density lipoprotein receptor-related protein 8-like. The coding region runs from base 81 to 2699 and encodes 872 amino acids. The record is from RefSeq and is a predicted model, not a curated record. Gene Ontology annotation, molecular function: protein binding; calcium ion binding. Gene Ontology annotation, cellular component: signaling receptor complex; plasma membrane. The transcript is spliced from 17 exons. Lineage: Eukaryota; Metazoa; Chordata; Actinopteri; Cypriniformes; Cyprinidae.
GCUGCACCGAGAAGGGAGGUAGAGACUGUACUGCACGGCCUUUUGUAUUUCGUAUGAGCACAACGCCUUGAUUUGUGAAGAUGUGGACGGCUAUAGGGAAACUGCUGCUUUUACAUAUGAUACUCGUGGGGUUUCUGCUGGUAAACGGAAAUAAACCGGACUGUGAAAGUGGUCAGUUUCAAUGCAGGAACGACAGGUGUAUCCCGACUCCAUGGAGAUGUGAUGAUGACGAUGACUGCUCGGACAACAGCGAUGAGGAGAACUGCCCAAAAAAGACAUGUGCCACAACAGACUUUGCAUGUAAGAAUGGGCAGUGUGUCCCGGCCCGAUGGAGGUGUGAUGGAGAACCUGAGUGUCCAGAUGGUUCGGAUGAAGCAGACUCCACCUGCAGUCGACUGACGUGUCCACCAGAGAAGUUUGACUGUGGCGACUCGACGAGCAAAUGCGUGUCAUUGUCAUGGCGCUGCGAUGGUGAACAGGACUGUGAAAAUGGAGCAGAUGAGGAGCAGUGUGCUGCAGAUGCCAAGGCUUGCCCUGCUAAAGAGUUCCAGUGCCAUAACCGCCUGUGCGUGGCUCCCACGUUCGUCUGCGAUGGGGAUGAUGACUGCGGCGACGGCAGCGAUGAGGAGAAGUGCACGGCAGCCACCGCCAGCACCUGCGGGUCGCACGAGUUUCGCUGUAAUGACUCUGAGUGUAUUCCAGCGCCAUGGAGCUGCGACGGAGACCCCGACUGCAAAGACAAGUCGGAUGAAUCUCUAGAGCGCUGCAGUCGCAGGACGGAGCCUCAAAAACCCCAUUGCCCGGCGGGGGAGUUCCGGUGCAGGAGUGGAGAGUGUAUUCACCUCAACUGGAAAUGCGACGGAGAUGUAGACUGCAAGGACAAGUCUGAUGAGGCCAACUGCCCUGUGCUGACCUGCCGUCCUGAUGAGUUCCAGUGUGGCGAUGGCUCCUGCAUUCACGGCACUAAACAGUGUAACAAAGUGCACGACUGUCCAGAUUUCAGCGACGAGGCUGCCUGCAUCAACAAAACCACCAAAUGUGAAGGCCCGCGGAAGUUCAUGUGUAAGAGCGGGGAAUGUAUCGAUAGCGGUAAAGUGUGCGACAGUAUCAAGGACUGCAAGGACUGGUCUGACGAGCCUGUGAAGGAGUGCGGUCUGAAUGAAUGUGCCAUCAACAAUGGUGGCUGCUCUCACAUAUGUAAGGACCGUCAGAUCGGCUAUGAGUGUGAAUGUCCCUCAGGCUACAAGCUCCUUGACAAGAAGACUUGUGGAGACAUAGACGAAUGCGAGAACCCUGAUGCCUGCAGUCAAAUAUGCAUCAACCUCAAAGGCGACUACAAAUGUGAAUGCUACGAGGGUUAUGAGAUGGACCUGGUUACCAAGACGUGUAAAGCAGUGGUGUGUUUGUUCCUCUUCAGUGCAUACAUCAACAAAGCCAGCGAUGCUUCUCAGCAGAUCACGCUCAUAGACACUGCGCUACAUUCCCCAGAGGGCUUAGCAAUGGACUGGGUCCAUAAGAACAUCUACUGGACCGACUCUGGACACAAAACUAUCUCAGUCGCGACUGGUGAUGGCAAGAAACGGAAGGUGUUGAUCGACACAGAGCUUGGGGAACCGCGUGCCAUCGCCGUUGACCCAAGACAAGGGUUCAUGUACUGGUCAGAUUGGGGAACGCUGGCCAAGAUCGAGAAAGCCGGAAUGAACGGAGUGGAUCGACAAGUUCUGGUUUCAGAGAGGAUCGAGUGGCCCAAUGGGAUUGCGCUCGAUCUGUCUAGUAGACGACUCUACUGGGUGGAUUCCAAGCUUCAUUUGAUCUCCAGUGUGGACCUAAAUGGAGACAACCGUAGAGUUUUGCUGUCCUCCAUGGAUCAUCUUGGACAUCCCUUUGCCCUGACUCUUUUUGAGGACCGAGUUUACUGGACAGACUUGGAGGAUGAGGCCAUCUACAGCGUAAACCGGCUGACAGGGCAUGAUGUGGCAAUGCUGGCUCAACAUCUCAACAACCCACUGGAUGUGGUGGUGUUCCACGAGCUCCGGCAGCCUCAAGAGACGGGCAGAGAAAAUGAAAGAAGCAGUUCAACUACACCUACAGCGACAGUAUCAAGUACAACCACCACCAGCCCCACCACAACCACUCAUUCCAGCUCGCAUAGUUCCACCAGCACACACUCCCCAGCCACUUCAACCACAGUGACCACUCAGUCCAGCACUUCAGCAGCAGGGAAACAGCCAGCCUCCACCCAGACGACAGCAGAUCACAGACCGACGUCUACAACCAUCCACGGCAACAGUAUACAAGGGGCCAAUGGCAAUCUCUCUCAUCGCGCUGGCAGUGGAAAUGACCACUUCCUCCUUGGUAGCAAUAUAACCGUUGCGGUUCUGGGUAUAGUCAUUCCAAUAGUUCCUAUCCUUGCCACAGUGGUCAUUGGCCUGAUGUGUACCGGAGGCUACCUGGUGUGGCGCAACUGGAGGAGACGGAACACCAAGAGCAUGAACUUCGACAACCCUGUUUACCGCAAGACCACAGAGGACGACGACGACGAAAUCCACAUCGGCCGCAGCGAGCAGAUUGGCCACGUCUACCCUGCAGUGAGUGGCAGUGCCAGACAGCCAUACCUAGCACUGCCACUGGGGGGCAGUAUCCCAGACCCGGCAGCUCACUGGUACUCAGGGGCACCUAUGCUGUCCAGCGCAAAGUGAACAAAGGGAGGAAGGCAGUCGGAUAGUGAUAAAAUAUUGGCGAGGCUAAGACAGUGUUCCCUAAUAGAAGGCAUUAUGCUGCCUCUUCCCAAACACAUAUUUAUAUUCAUAAUUCACCACACAUUUUCAUUCAAAUGUAUGUUUAAUUAGUGCAUGGAUUACCAUGUGAGGUUUCAUUAGUCUGUAUGUGUUUCCCUUAGGCUGAGUCCGAAAUCGCAUACUCUCUGAGUAGGUACUUCUUUUGAAUAAGUAAUUGCGAAUAUUGUAGUAUAUAGUAUGAAUGUGUGUAAUAUGAAUUUAAUCCAGAUGUACUACGUGUUGUCAUUAGCCCCUAUCACACAGUAAUACCAGUAAAUUGCUGUAAAAUUACCGCAACGACUUUACUGGUCAAUACAAAAAUGUGCUGUUCACACAGGCAAUGGUAAUUUAGCAGUAAAGUCUGUAUGUGUGAAAGGUGCUAUUGUCAUGAUGUGACCUAUCACCUCUUUACCUUGGCAUAAUGGGAUAGUAAAGCGCCCAUUCGAUGCAGAAAUAGUAGGUCACCCAGGAACUUUUCGCGUAUUGUUUUAUGACUACUAUGAAUUCACACAUGCUACUCCUGUCACAUUCAGUUUUCUCCUACUAUAUACUAGGAUAUUAUGCGAUUUUGGAUGCAGCCACAGUCUUUGGUUUCUCGUGUUUUUGUGUGUGUGUGUGUUUGUGUGUGUGUAAAGCUUUAAAUGCUUUCCACGUUUGAAAGCUUUGAAAUUGUGCUCUCCCAUGAUCCCAUAGUUGUUUUUUAUGAAUUCAGUAUAACUGCUUUAGGGAUGAGCAACGAGCACCUUAAAUGACUGGACAAUCUUUUAAUAUAUUCUAGUUAAUUUAUUUAUGUAGUUGUUUUGCUGGUAAUUUAUUUGGGUGAUGUAAUGAUUUAUUCAUAUAUUUGCAUAACCGUUGGCCUGGGCUAAAAUAGUUAACAUGGCGCUGUUGAGAGCUGUUAGUCAGAUGGAGGGAUUAUAACAGUGUGAUUUGAACUUCCUGUGCUACAGUCGGCAUGUCAAGCACAAGCAGAGAUAAAGACAUCAGUCGCGCGGCAGAAACAGGGCGGGCUGCCCCAGUGGCAUAACAGGAUUCUCUCAAGCUCCCCACACGUCGUGCUCUUCACUUUGUGUGUGUGUGGAGGAUCUACAUAUCGGAUGUUUCCGUAUCCGUCUCCUUCUCCAAGGGCCUUCUUAUUCUUUCCAAUGUGUAUAUUUCUCACCUUCUUUUCUCUCAACACGUGUAACUGUUUUUUAUCUGCUCUCCGCAGCGCGUGGCGCUCAGUCCGGACGAUGACGGGUUCCCCUGAGGGCGAU